AUGAGCGACAUGAUCAAAGAGGAGCAGCCGAUCGACGGCCAGGAGCAUGCCGAAGGCAGUGAAGACUCGAGUUCGGCAGUGCGCAGACGCUCUUCUUUUGAGGGCCGUGAAUCUAAGAGACAGCGUCAGUCACUGCAAUUGCAAUCUCUCCCAUCGCAGCAACAACACCAACCAUCACAAGCCCGCGCAACUUCUUACCAUCACCAUCUCCAUCACCAUCUCCAUCACCAAUCCAUCCCAACACGCACACUUGUUGCUGCUCAACCGUCACACAGUGUUUCAAGAAGUUCUUCCAACAAGAACCUCGCCAUGGCUGACAUCAAACCCGAACCUCAAGGCACCCAAAGUCUCCCACCUCCAUCUCUGCCUCAGCUCGUAGCCGAGCAGCACGUUCCCAUCCCUUCGAGCGACAAGGACUCGCAGCGUCUAAUUGUCGUCCUCUCCAAUGCCAGUCUCGAAACAUACAAGGCCUCGUCUGGUGGCCGCGGUGGUGCCAAGGACGACAAGUACUCGUUGCUCAACAGCGACGAGCACAUUGGUGUCAUGCGCAAGAUGAACCGCGACAUCUCAGACGCUCGUCCCGACAUCACUCACCAGGUAGCUCACUUCUCUGUUCUCUUCUCUGUUUUCACCUCUAACCAAUGCGNNCAGUGUCUCCUCACUCUUCUCGACUCGCCUCUCAACAAGGCCGGCAAACUCCAAAUCUACAUUCACACAGCCAAGGGUGUCUUGAUCGAAGUCAGCCCCACUGUCCGCAUUCCCCGUACCUUCAAGCGUUUCGCUGGUUUGAUGGUCCAGCUCCUCCACAGACUUUCCAUUCGCUCAACCACAUCGCAAGAGAAGCUAUUGAAGGUUAUCAAGAACCCCAUCACCGACCAUCUCCCUCCCAACUGCCGCAAGGUCACCCUCAGUUUCGAUGCCCCCGUCGUUCGUGUUAGCGACUACAUUGGCGAUCUCGCCCCUAAGGAGAGCAUUUGCGUCUUUGUCGGUGCCAUGGCCAAGGGUAACGACAACUUCGCCGACGAGUUCAAGGAUGACUCGAUCAGUAUCAGCAACUUCAGCUUGAGUGCUAGUGUUGCCUGCAGCAGAUUCUGCCACGCCGCUGAAGAAGUCUGGGACGUCAUUUAA
Molecule: messenger RNA, 1128 nt
Organism: Aureobasidium musti
Lineage: Eukaryota; Fungi; Ascomycota; Dothideomycetes; Dothideales; Saccotheciaceae
Source: the annotation of a GenBank genome assembly